Xiphophorus maculatus (southern platyfish) is the source of this 5144-nucleotide messenger RNA. RefSeq names its product tumor protein p53 inducible nuclear protein 2 (gene tp53inp2b). Lineage: Eukaryota; Metazoa; Chordata; Actinopteri; Cyprinodontiformes; Poeciliidae. The coding region runs from base 545 to 1507 and encodes 320 amino acids. Gene Ontology annotation, cellular component: nucleus; autophagosome. The transcript is spliced from 4 exons. The record is from RefSeq and is a predicted model, not a curated record. Gene Ontology annotation, biological process: positive regulation of DNA-templated transcription; autophagosome assembly.
CGUUUCUACAUUCUGAUCCGAGGAUCAGCUGGAAGGCAGCAAUAAACAGGAAAAUCUGCAGCAAAGGAAACAAAAAAAAAAGAGGAGGAAGUAGCUGCAGAUGUUAUGAUCUGAAAACAAAAACAUCAGUGUAAUUUUUUUUUACACGAAGCCCUUCUUCUAAGAAGAAAGCCUUUUAUUUUUGUAUAUUAGUGUUCCAACUACCUCACGUAAAGGCUACAUCUAAAGCUAUGCUUUAAGAGUUGUCGUUUCUACUGUGUUUUGACACCUCGUUUACAACUUGAACUCAAAGGCAGGCCUUUGUUCCAAACCAAGUGAAACCUUACAUUUGCACUACAAAAGUCUCUCCUGCUUUGAUUUGUCAACUUCAAGAUCAAGCACAGGACUUUAAGUGGAAACAAGAACAUCAGGCAGACAAAUAGCAUUACACAACAACUAUUACAUUGACAAAUACAAAAAAGAAAAGGCAGCUACUGCAUAAAUUUUCUCUGUGGGAGAGCACAUAGCACAUCACAGGCAUCAAAACUUGACGACACAAGCAGAAAUGUUUCAGCGUCUUAGCAACCUGUUGUUCGGGGAGGUGGAAGAGGUGGCAGCUGAUCUGAAGGGACCCAAUCCAUGUGUGACUGAGGCCGACGAAGAGGGAUGGAUGCUCGUCAACCUGGCCGACUCUGACUGCAUGAUGCAGGUGGAGGAUGAUGUGGGAACCCCACUGACUGCACAAGCAUCACCCCACAGUAAACUAGCAGAUCACCAAAACAUGCAAACAAGGACUGAAUGCCCAGCCUCCACGCCCCGUCUGCCUCAUAAGCGUCGCAGGCCGCAUAAAGGUCAGACACAGGAUCCAGCAGCACCUUCGGAGCCCCUGUCUUGUCCCAGUGCUAGUCCACCACACUUAGGUGCCGCCACACCCGUGAGCCUCCCAAGACGGGCCAGACUGUCCACGCCCUCCUCCACCCCGUCAAUGUCUCCAGGCUCUGGGAGUGAGUGCGGGGGCAGUGGGGGUCCCAGUAGGUCAGGAUCAGAGAGAGGCUGCAUGGAUGAGAGCUGGUUUGUCACCCCUCCCCCCUGUUUCACUGCAGAGGGAGCCACGGCAGAGACCAGCCCCAUGGAGGACCUGCUCAUAGAGCACCCCAGCAUGUCUGUGUAUGUCUCCCCCAACAACCUGUCCAUGCUCUCCAGCAGCAACCUGUCUGUGGUGGGGGAAGAGAGCAUUGUCAGCCUGGCGAGCAGUGCGAGCAGAGUGUCUGAACCAGCAGCUCCCCCUGCCACCCGCAGCACUAUGCCCACCAGGGUGAGCCGUGGAGCGGCUGGCCAGGCUGGGGCUUUGGCCAAGGUCACCCAAGUGGCCAGGGUCCAGCGUUACAAGGCUCGCAUGGAGCGCCGCCAUCUGAGCCGCAGCCACAUCCAACGCCAAAACCGUGUGAGGGAGCAGGUCCCUCGUCACGCUUCGCACACCAGAAGCACCUUCCUUCAUCAACCCAGCAAGCGCAACUUCUGUCACUAAGGUUACCAUCAAAAAGAGGGGUUUCGUUUACGUCUGGGGGUAUUCGUAGUGCAGAAUCCACCAUCGACAACACGUGUCCUCCCACAGCACUUUUAGCUUCCAUUUCCAUACAUUACGUCAGGAUGAGUCACAGACUGACUCAUCUUGGUCAUUUUCCAUCCAAUCUGCAGUUAGAAAGCAGUUGCUAAAUGUAGAUCUUUGUAGAUGAUACGAUUACCCCCUUAUUGUCCUCCAGAAUAAACAACAAAAAACAAAAAAAUAAGUAUGUUUUCAAUCUUUAUCCAGUUAUAAUUUCUCAAAAUGGCAAUAGCUGAGUUUUUUAUAGAAACGUUUUAAAGACAUAUGAGUUUUAUUUUUCUUUAUUUAAAACCAUAAUACUGUGUAACCAUCAUAGAAAAUAAAAUAAGAUUGAAAUAGCCCCUUCUUUCAUACUCUGACUGGAGGAACACUCUUCCUAGCAAAUCCAUGAAACGUGAUCAUGAUUUUAAUUCGGUUAGUUUUGCUUACAAAAGGUCGAAGAAAAUACCGUCUGGCAAGGAGAGAAAAAUCAACACAAGUUGGUUUCUCUGCAAAGUUGCUUUACUAAAAAACGUGUUGCCAGAGGAAACAAUUGAUUCUCUUCUCUGCCUCGUGAAGAAGGUCACAGCAUGUAGGAGAUGGUGAGAGUAUGUGCAAAACAGACUAAAGAGUAAAAUGAAUCCCUCAGUAUAUGGUUUUAAAGAAAAGUGGUUUAACCCUCAGAGCAGCCAGUGAGAAUUUAGAGAUUUGGGGCUCACAUUUGGGUUACAAGGUAUAAGCAAGACAUGAUAGGUGAAAAGCAGUAUUGAAGGCAACUCUUUACCUUGUUUUCAUAACAUGGAUUUAAUCUUAUUUUAUCUGAAGUCUCUUUUGCAAAUUUUCACCAAGAGAGAAAAUAAAACUGUUCCUGCAGUCAGAUGGAAAGAUUUGGCUUUUAAAGUUAACAAAUCAAUUCUCCUUGGAGAUAUGUCAUUUGCCCAGCCAUGUUUAACAAGAAUAUGUGCUGUGAACUUAAAUUAACUAUGUAAUUAUGUUGGGUUUUUUUUUUUACAAUAACCUAUUGAAAGAGGUCUACAGUACCUUGCAAAAAGGCUUAUAACCUUUGAUUUUUUUCACACUUUGUCACAUUACCACUACAAGCUUAUGUGAGAGACCAAAAACAAGUAGAGAAUAAUUUUGAAGUAAAAAAAAACUUGUACAAGUAGAAAACCUAAAAUUUGUGGCUUGCACUUGCUCCUUUUGAACGAAUGAUAGAACCACUUUUUGUAGCAGUUACAGCUGCAAGUCAUUUCUACCAGCUAUGGACAUGUAAACAUACAUUUCUGCCCAUUUGUCUUUGCAAAAUAUCUUAUGCUAAGUAAGCCUGGAUGCAGAGGGUCUAUGAACAUCAGUUUUCAAGCUUUGUCACAUUUUCUCUGUUGUAGUAAGGUCUGAGCUUUAACUGGGCCAUUCCAACACAUGAAAGGGGUUCACUCUAAACCAUCCCAGGUAGCUGUAUAUUUAGGGUCGUUGUUCUGCUGGAAGGUGACUCUGCCUCUAUCCCAACUGCAUUGCAGAAUCUUAAAGGUUAGGAUUGCCCUAUUUAGCUGCAUCCCUCUACCAAUGACCUCUGUCCGGUUUCCUUGUUCUGCUAAAGAAAAGCAACUCCACAGCAUGAUGUUGCCACUGCCAUGUUUCACGGUGGGAAUGCUGUGUUCGUGUUCAUUUUCUGCCACACACAAGAUUUUGUAUGUAAGCCAAACAUUUUACACUUUAGUCUCAUCUGACCAGCACACUUUUCCACACAUUUGCUGUGUCUUUUAUAUGGCUUUGGCAAUAUAGACAAACAAGAUCUGUUAUGAUUUUCUUUUAACAAUUCAACAUUGUAACCAUGUUUCCAUAAAGAUUAGUCUUCACAAUCGUACCCUAAUUUGGUUGGUCCCAUAAAAAUCCCAAUUAAAUAUACUGAAGUUUGUGGUGGCCAUGUGACAAAAUGUGAACAAGUUCAAGGUGCUUGGAUAAUCCUGCAAGGCACUGUAUUAGGAGAAAGAGAAACAACAACUUUCUUAAUGCCGUACAGCAAAAACCUUGCAUCGGUUCAUCAACAUGCAACAUCGCUCCAACCACUCCAUAAAUGUCCAGCCCUUUUUGUUGCUUGAACAUCCAGUUCUGACAUCAUCCACUUUUACAAUCUCGCUUACUGAUAUGUAUUCAACAAUAUUAAACAAUGGUGCUGAAGUGUAUACUAAUGUUUGUAAAUUAUUUUAAGACAUGGAUGUAAGUUUGCACUGUCAGAUAUCGUGUGGGUAAAAGUUUUAGCAGUGUGCUGUGUGCUUGUUUUUUUCUUUCUUUCUUUCCGUUUUUACUUUUGUGAAACUUUUUUUGUUUUGGAUCCUGAAACGUGAGAAGGUGUACUGGCAUACUAAAUGCUAGAACCUUUCCUAUAUGGGGGAAAAUACUAAUUAUAUAUAUAUAAAAAAAAAGUGUUGGUCAUUUAUUUUUCUUGUAAAUAUUAGAAAACAAUUUACAACUCUCCGUUAUAGAUGUCAAAGCCUCUGGACAUAGCGUCGAGUGGGGACUGAGGUUCGAUGAGGCUGCAAAUGGUCUCAGAAUGACACCCAAAACAUCACUAAACUCAGUUAAUUUGCCAUAGGCAAACCCUGGCCUGUAGAGGGCAGUGUCGCACAGCACCUGCUACAUGAAUGGUAACAACGUCACACAGCAACGAUGACAUAGUUUGAAUACAUCUCUGAAGGAGUUCAAGUUCAACAGAAAGAUUGUCUGUGGAUUCAUUUCUGAUUGUUGUCUUGAUGUUUUGCUUGAAUGAGUGACAUUAUAUGAUUUUUUUUUCUGAUGUACCUUUUUUGUUUCCUCUUGUGGCCGAAUGAAAAAGUCUUUGCACUCAAAAUAUAAAAAAAGUGAAUACUACCUUGUUUUAUUUUUUUGCUUGCUUUGAAGAUAAACAUUAUGUAAUCAUUUAUAUCCAAAAUAAUGCAGAGCAUAUAAGGUGUUGAACUCAUCACCUCCCCACACACACACAACAUAUAGUGCUGUCUUUAAUGACAUCCACAGUAUUCCAACACUAUACUGUGCCUGAGAGGUAGAUAAUGUUAAUCUGUUGCAAAUAAAACAGUGAAAGAUCACAAGUGUGUGUAAGUGUGCAAAAUCACCACAGAUUGCAGGUGGAAAAUGUUUUCUGUUUUGAAUCUUUUUUAUUCCCCUCUCCACCCCCUUCCUCACUCAAAAAUGAAAAAUGUUUUCUGUAUGUUGUGUCUGAUUAUCAUUAAGGUGUUAUGCUUUGCGUGAAAGUUCUCAAAAAUUGGUUGUGGAUGGAUGUGAGGGAUGUGGACAAAAAGAGGCAAAAGACAAAUAGUUUCUAUAUAUGAAAAGAAAUGUACUGCAUUAAAGGAAAAAAAAAGAUGGACAUGCUCGUAUUUUCCCACAUAGCUAUUAGAAGUUGUUUAACAUUAUGGGUGUUUCAAACAAAAGGCAUCGAAUGUAUGGGAGGUGAUUUCCUGUAUUAUGUUGUGCCCUGAAAAUAAUGGCAGCUUAAAAAUACUCGGGAGGAUUUGUCCAUAUUACACCUGAGUUGGUACAACCCCUCCCUCAUUCAUUAAAAAAAAAAAGAUAAACCUAUAAA